Molecule: messenger RNA, 1179 nt
Organism: Neomonachus schauinslandi (Hawaiian monk seal)
Lineage: Eukaryota; Metazoa; Chordata; Mammalia; Carnivora; Phocidae
Gene: ARL4A
Product: ADP ribosylation factor like GTPase 4A
Exons: 3
Coding region: 258-860 (200 amino acids)
Biological process (GO): intracellular protein transport; vesicle-mediated transport
Cellular component (GO): cytoplasm
Molecular function (GO): GTPase activity; GTP binding
Source: RefSeq, a predicted model, not a curated record
CUGUGAGCGACGUCGGGUCCGGACGAGGAAGGACUGUGAGUCAGAAACUGCCAGAGCUGCGUGGAGAGCUGAGCUGAGCGAACGUGGGGUGCUUCUCCCCCAAAAACCCCGCUUAGAAAAACGCCUACCAAAUGCUUUCUCAUUUGGACCCAGACUCCAAUUCCGGAGCAGCCUUGUAGCUGGAUCCCCUAGGAAGAGAAGUUCUAAAGCAGUGAGAAGAAAGCAUUUCAAUUGGGAUCACUAACUUGCACCUGGAAAUGGGGAAUGGCCUGUCAGACCAGACUUCUAUCCUGUCCAGCCUGCCUUCGUUUCAGUCCUUUCACAUUGUUAUUCUGGGUUUGGACUGUGCUGGAAAGACGACUGUGUUAUAUAGGCUGCAGUUCAAUGAAUUUGUAAAUACUGUACCUACCAAAGGAUUUAACACUGAAAAAAUUAAGGUAACCUUGGGAAAUUCUAAAACAGUCACUUUUCACUUCUGGGAUGUAGGUGGCCAGGAGAAAUUAAGGCCACUGUGGAAGUCAUAUACCAGAUGCACAGAUGGUAUUGUGUUUGUUGUGGACUCUGUUGAUGUUGAAAGAAUGGAAGAGGCCAAAACUGAACUUCAUAAAAUAACCAGGAUAUCAGAAAAUCAGGGAGUCCCUGUACUUAUAGUUGCUAACAAACAAGACCUGAGGAACUCACUGUCUCUGUCAGAAAUUGAGAAAUUGUUAGCAAUGGGUGAACUGAGCUCAUCAACUCCAUGGCAUUUGCAGCCCACCUGUGCAAUCAUAGGAGAUGGACUAAAGGAAGGACUUGAGAAACUACAUGAUAUGAUCAUUAAAAGAAGAAAAAUGUUGCGGCAACAGAAAAAGAAGAGAUGAAUGGUGAUCCUUUUUAUAUUUGUGUGGAGUAGGUUUUCUCUGGCCUGAUGUUGACAAAUGGAAGAGUGUCUACAGCCUGGUUUGCCCGCCUGCCCUCCUGGAUGCUGAAAAAGCUUUGUUUUGUUGAACAAUCAGAUGCCCAACUCUUUUGCCUUGUGGAAGAUGAGUAAAUGCAGUGCUUCUUAAAAUGGUCUCUUCUCCCUACCCCACAAAUCUUCUGGUACUACCAUUUUGGGAAGCCAAGCAUGGAUAGCAAAUUGAUCAGAAAACAGUUGUGGAAAUUUGACCUGAAGUUAGUGAAAUAAAACUUUGAAGAGUG